AUUUAAACACACAUUAUUGAUAAUGCUGAUUCCGUCACACAUCAGUAACCUUGUCCUUUAUAUAAAGAUGCGCCAUUUCAUCAUUCAAUUCAGAUCUGCUGAACAAUUGUGAAACAUUGCGAUACAAACAACAGAAAAAAUUAUGAAAUUGAUAGUUGGUAUUGUUUUACUAUCUGUGGUUAUACAUGGGCAAGCUUUAACACCCUAUAUGCAAGAGUUUGUUAAAGAAACAGAUGAACAGGCACUGAAGAAAAGUAACUUGGUUGCGGUUUUGCCAAAAUUAGAAAAAUCAUUUAUUGUUUUUUUUCAAUUAAAACUGAACAGUUUUUCAAAUGGUUAUAGAAGUGUCAUUCAUUUGACUCUUGGAGAGGAUAAUACAAAAUACGGUGAUCGAAUUCCUGGCGUUUGGAUUUAUGAACAAAAGUUGCACGUAGCAUUUGCAAUAAAUGAUAAUAAAAAUGAGUAUUUUUUUUCCAAGCCACUUCCAUUGAACAAGUGGAUAAGUGUUUUUAUAUGUCAAGAGAGUGCUCCAUUUUUACCUACUUUUGAAGUUUAUAUUGAUAAAGAGCAAGUAUAUUAUACAGAAAACAGAAAUCAAAAAGUAUUUACAAACAUCAACGUAUAUGCUGGAGAUCCGUGGUAUGAAGUCCAAGAUGGCUCUAUCAAAGAAUUCGCAGUCUUUAACUUCCCUCGUGUAGCGAAAAAGAGUUUGGUAAAGGAUGCCAUACAUAGAAAGAUGUUUGGGCUCAAAUUUUAAAGUGGAAAAACGACUUUUUUCUGCUUUGAAUUUGUACUUUUUUAUUUCAAAUAUCUUAAAUAUAUCAAUUCGUAUUCUA
Molecule: messenger RNA, 836 nt
Organism: Hydra vulgaris (swiftwater hydra)
Lineage: Eukaryota; Metazoa; Cnidaria; Hydrozoa; Anthoathecata; Hydridae
Source: RefSeq, a predicted model, not a curated record